Bufo bufo (common toad) is the source of this 2530-nucleotide messenger RNA. It is a transcript of the gene RLIG1, whose product is annotated as chromosome 1 C12orf29 homolog. The transcript has 7 exons. Bases 44 to 1018 code for a protein of 324 amino acids. Gene Ontology annotation, biological process: response to reactive oxygen species. Gene Ontology annotation, molecular function: RNA ligase (ATP) activity. Lineage: Eukaryota; Metazoa; Chordata; Amphibia; Anura; Bufonidae. The record is from RefSeq and is a predicted model, not a curated record.
CUGUGCUUAGCCGUGUACGUAGUGCAAUGGUGAGGGGCAGAGCAUGAUGCAGCCGGGGUCAGUGCAGCAGAAGAUCUCGUGUGUGUUCGUCACUCAGGUGAAGGAUGAGCCGUCCUCCAAGCGGGAGCACCAGAUGUUCAGAGUGCUGGCUACAGAAACACUAAACCCUCUGGCACUGAAUGCCGCCAUUGACAGUGCACUGGCUACAGAGAAGGUAGAUGGUACGUGCUGCUAUGUGACGACUCACAAAGGCCUCCCAUACCUCUGGGCCCGAUAUGAUAGGAAGCCAACAAAACAGGCGGAAAAGAGGUUCAAAAAAUAUAUUUUUUCAAAAGGAAACUCCAAAGACUUUGUUUGGAAUGUUGACGAGGAUUUCAAAGUUGUGCCCGAUUUUUGGACUCCAGCAAAAGGUGUGACCCGUUGUAAUGGUAAACUGUACCCGGAUGAAAAUGGCCAUAUACCAGGUUGGGUGCCUGUGGAAAAUGGCAAUAAGCAGUAUUGUUGGCAUUCAAGUGCUGUGAAUUAUUCAUUAGGAGUAGCCAUAGUAUUACAACCGAAUACAGAAGAUCCUGGAUCUUUGGAAAUUUGCCUUGUGCAUAUGUCAGGUCUUCUUGAGCAAACAUUGGAGCUCAUUGGGACCAAUAUUAAUGGAAACCCAUACGGCAUUGGUAAUAAGAAGAAUCCAAUUCACCUCCUUGUCCCUCAUGGCACUUUCCUCAUAAAGGAUCUAGAAGCUCUGGAUCAUAACAGUCUAAUGUCUUGGUUCAAACAUUGUCAGGAGGGCAAAGUAGAAGGCAUUGUAUGGCAUUGCAAAGAUGGAUCUUUAUUCAAGCUUCACCGCCAUCAUCUUGGAUUACACUGGCCACUCAACGACACACGCCUAAAUUCCAAGCCAGUUUCUAUUAGAUUGGAUUUAUGCAAAUAUGACUGCGAAGCAGAUUCAAGCACGUUACUAGGUCAGCUUUCAAAAAUAGACUCUCUGUGUUAUGACAGAUUAAAAGACAUUAUGUUAGACUGAGAACAGCACUUCGUGAAGAGUAAAAUGUAGUGCUGACAGCUCAUCAAGCCUGAUGGGGAAUAUUGCGGAAGUUCUACAUUUUGAGCAUGUGGCACCCUCUGCCUGGUCAACGGAACAGACGUCUGCAAAGCUGCCUUAUUUGCAAACAUUACACACGUCUGAUGUAUGUUUUCAUUACAGCAUGAAGACUGGUGACUUCCUGGGAGCCGAGAACACAUUAUCACAUUACUUGCACUUCUUUGAGGUUUUUCCAGUAGCAAUAACAUUUUAAGGAGAACUUGUGAGCUGUAAUAAUUUUGCAUUGUUCCUCUGUUAUUCCACCUGGAGAAGUAUAAAUUAAUAACUAGGUGUUACUGUUAACCUUGUCAAUAGGAUGUAUCCCUCCAUGGUCUGACGUAGGGUUGUCAGAAUACCAGAAUUCCAAAUUGAUACCACCCCUGCAGCCUCUUCGAUCACUGCGCUCUUCCCGGACUCUCACCCCCUGCACUUUGUCACAACUCCACUGCCACAUGUGUGUGGCCGCGACACACACAGCAGCCGACAAUUGUUAGUGAUCACAGGCUGGUCCUCUUCUUCCCUCUAUGGCACCAUGACUCUCAGGCCUUGAGGCAGCACGUGAAAAGUAAAGAAGCGCUGCAGACGCUAGACGAGACAGCUCCGUCCUCCCAGCACUCAAUCCCACCCCCCCAAAGCCUUCUUGGCAGCUGCACUUUUCCUUGCUCCAGAUCUGUGGCAGUGGAUGAGAACAAGGUGUGUGCCAAGUUGUACGCGUGCCGUGUUCUCUACUCAGAACUGCUACUAGGCUGUGUAAUAAGGCACGCAGCUUAGUAUAAAAUUACUGACAGUGUCAGUAUCGAACCAAAUAGAAUAUGAGAGUAUUGAAAAAGUACUGAUAUUUUGAAACCUUGUGCAAGCCUAGUCUGACGUGGUCAGCAUCACAUUGUACAGGGCACAUCCUGUUGAUGACAAUAGGAAUGGUAAUCUCUAGUUGUCACAGUAUGUUCAGGAGGAAUGGCAAAGUGCAGAUAAUCCAGAGUUACUGUAUGCUAUGCAAGUAUUUACUAAGGUAGCCUUUAGGGUUGAAACAUCCACUUUAAUGUCCUUAAAUCUGACAAGAAAUCAGUCAGCUUCCGCACAAAGGUAAAAUGUGACAAGUUUAUUUAAAUAUACAAAUAAGAAAUCACAACUAGAAAACAUAUAUCUGAAAAGAAACAAAUGUGUACAUUCUGUAUUUACAGGUGUAAUAAACUAAAUCCUCUAAUCAAAUAUAAAAAUGUCAGUCUCCGUAUGUAAUUUGGCAUAGCAAACUAGGUUUUACCCUUCAUUAAAAAAUUAAGUGCAAUUAUUCCUUCUCUAUUACUCAGUAAUAACAAUGUCAUGGUGCAUAUUCCUUUCUCUAAGGCCUCAUGCACACGACCGUUGUUUUGGUCCAGCUUGGAUGCGGGCCUAUUCACUUCAUUGGGGCCGCAAAAGAUGCGGAUAGCACUCCGUGUGCUGUCCGCAUCCGUUGCU